Molecule: messenger RNA, 1027 nt
Organism: Tupaia belangeri chinensis (Chinese tree shrew)
Lineage: Eukaryota; Metazoa; Chordata; Mammalia; Scandentia; Tupaiidae
Product: olfactory receptor 10C1
Exons: 1
Coding region: 64-978 (304 amino acids)
Biological process (GO): G protein-coupled receptor signaling pathway
Cellular component (GO): membrane
Molecular function (GO): olfactory receptor activity; G protein-coupled receptor activity
Source: RefSeq, a predicted model, not a curated record
UUUAUUCUCCUCAGGCACCUCUCCUUGAGUGUCCUCUGCAGUUCAGAUUUUCUAAGACAGAACAUGACCAAUCUUACGGCAGUGUCUGUAUUCAUCCUCCGGGGCUUCUCAGUUGUUCCUGAAUUACAGCUGCUCAGUGUGGUUGCCCUCCUUCUUCUUUAUCUGGUUGCAGUUCUGGGGAACAUCUCCAUCAUGGCUGCUGUGACACUCAAUACGCGCCUGCACACGCCUAUGUACUUCUUCCUCAAACACCUCUCCCUGGUGGAUAUCUGCUCCACAUCCACCACCCUGCCCCGGGCCCUGGUGGCCACUGCACUGGGCUUCGGGGAGAUUUCCCUCCCUGCAUGUGCAUUCCAACUCUUUGCCUUUGUCUGCUUCGGGUCCACUGAGUGUUUCCUUAUCACCUCCAUGGCUUAUGAUCGCUGUCUGGCCAUUUACAGGCCCCUGGCGUAUAGGGAAUCCAUGAGUCCCCAGACCUGUGUCUCCCUGGUGGCAGUGGCUUGGGGCAGUGGGCUCCUUUUCUCUGCCUUCCACACAGCCAACACAUUUUCCCUGCCUUUCUGUGGCCCCAACACGAUUGAACACUUCUUCUGUGACAUCCCCCCUCUCAUGCACCUCGCCUGUGCCAAGGUAGAUGCCCAUGAAGCUGCCAGUUUUGCAGCCAGCAGUUGCAUCAUCAUGAGCUGCUUUGCCCUCACUGUCAUCUCCUAUGUCCGUGUUUUGGUGACGGUGGUUCAGAUCCAUUCAGUGACUGGCCGCCGGAAAGCUUUCUCUACAUGUUCUUCCCACUUGGUCACUGUGCUCUUGUUUUAUGGCACUGGCAGCUCCGCGUACAUGCAGCCAACCACCCAUUACUCCCCAGUGCAUGGGCGUGUGGCUGCCUUCUUCUACUCUAUCCUUACACCCACCUUGAAUCCACUCAUCUACAGCCUAAGGAACAAAGACAUGAAGGGUGCCCUGCGGAAGCUCUAUCUUUAGGUGCCGUCUUACGAUCUGGCAUCUGGACACAGGAAGGACCAGAAAUCUA